Molecule: messenger RNA, 972 nt
Organism: Fulvia fulva
Lineage: Eukaryota; Fungi; Ascomycota; Dothideomycetes; Mycosphaerellales; Mycosphaerellaceae
Product: Galactinol synthase 1
Exons: 1
Coding region: 1-972 (323 amino acids)
Molecular function (GO): glycosyltransferase activity
Source: RefSeq, a predicted model, not a curated record
AUGGCAUCGCAUGCGUCCAACGGCGACGUGAACGCAAAGCCUGCACGCGUGGUGGACAGUCCCAAAGUGUGGACCACGCUCAUCACGAACACCAAGUAUCUGUCGGGUCUACUGUCCCUGGAUGCCUCCCUCAAGUUCGUCGGAUCCAAGUACCCUUUGGUAGCCUUGUAUACCGAGACGUUCCCGCCUGAAGGUCACAAGGCACUGGACGUUCGAGGCAUUCCCAAGAAACGCGUCAACUACCUUCUCCCCAGCACACACAAGGAUUUCACGAACGACCCGCGCUUCUACGAUUGCUGGUCGAAACUCACCCCGUUCAGUCUGACCGAAUACGAGCGCGUCGUGCAGUUGGACAGCGACAUGCUGGUGUUCCAGAACAUGGACGAGCUUAUGGACAUUGAGCUAGAUGGCGCGGAACAGGCAGGCAAAGGGCAAAAGGUGUUCGCGGCAAGUCAUGCAUGCGUGUGCAAUCCAUUGAAGAAGCCUCACUAUCCGAAGGACUGGACACCGGAGAAUUGUGCAUUCACGAGCCAGCACGGCACGCCAGAGGAGGCACAAGAGAAGGGCGCCGAUCCUGCAGCAGGUCUAGCUAUGCCAAAUGGCGGUCUGCAGGUCGUUGUGCCCAGCGAUGAGAUAAAUGAGCUCAUAUCGACCAAGCUGGCAGAUCCCUCCACCAUGGAGUAUGAUUUCGCAGAUCAGAGUUUGCUGGGUGACUUAUUCCACGGGAGGUGGGUUGCGCUGCCAUAUACCUACAACGCGCUGAAGACUCUGAGGUGGAAGGGAGUGCAUCACCAGAUUUGGCAAGACAAACGGGUGAAGAAUAUCCACUACAUAUUGUCUCCAAAGCCAUGGGACGAGAGCGAGGAGGACAAGAAAAGUAAUGGUCGGGAUGAGACUUUUCAGUGGUGGCACGAUAUCAACGACAGACGGUUGACUGAGGAGAAAGCGAAAGGCAUCGAGGACGGUUUCUGA